Populus nigra (black poplar) is the source of this 2599-nucleotide messenger RNA. RefSeq names its product amine oxidase [copper-containing] gamma 1-like. NCBI's taxonomy places the organism in Eukaryota, Viridiplantae, Streptophyta, Magnoliopsida, Malpighiales, Salicaceae. The coding region runs from base 61 to 2340 and encodes 759 amino acids. The record is from RefSeq and is a predicted model, not a curated record. Gene Ontology annotation, molecular function: primary methylamine oxidase activity; quinone binding; copper ion binding. Gene Ontology annotation, biological process: amine metabolic process. The transcript has 4 exons.
UCUUCCACUCUCUCACAAAACAACAAAUUAACAGUAAAUAACCAGAAACCAAAAUAAGAGAUGGAAUCAAGAAAUUUUCUCCGUUUCCUCUUUAUCUUUCUUAGUGUAUCUCUUGUCUUGUUCUUCACAUGGGUUCAUCUCCCCUAUGCUCCACAACCAAACUCCACCACUGACCUCCUCGAUUGCUCCACCAACUCUCCCUGGUGCACCUCCAAGAACCGCUUUCAGCCCAUCAAUAAACCAUCCACCGCCGAUAACAUCCUCGAGAAACCACCAAAUCCCAAGCACCACAACCACGAAUCAGACACUCCCCAUCAUCCUCUGGACCCCUUAACAAUCUCAGAGAUCAACAAAGUCCGUACAAUCCUAAAAUCGCACACCCUUUUCAAGUCAUCAUCUCCCUGUGCUUUCCACUCUAUAGUCUUGGAAGAACCAGAUAAAACACUUGUCCUUAAAUGGAAAAAAGGAGACUCCAUGUUACCAAGAAAAGCAGCCGUGGUCGCACGCGUGGCUGGCAAAUCAUACGUGUUAACGGUGGAUAUAAGUACUGGCGAGGUGGCUGUACAAGAAAAUGGUUCUCGCUCAGGUUACCCCACCAUGACAAUAGAGGACAUGACAUCAUCGACAUGGGCCCCGCUAUCGAACGCUGAUUUCAACCGUACAAUCAUCGAGCGUGGAGUUGAGCUUCAGGACCUUGCAUGCUUGCCGAUCUCUUUAGGUUGGUUUGGUGAAAAUGAAGAGAACAGGAGAUUGAUUAAGGUGCAGUGCUACUCCAUGAAGGGCACUGCAAACUUUUACAUGAGACCAAUAGAAGGGCUGACUGUUUUGCUUGAUAUGGAUAGUAAAGAAGUGGUGGAGAUAUCAGAUAAGGGGAGGGAUAUACCUAUACCAAAGGCAGCCAACACUGAUUAUCGCUAUUCUGUACAGGAAAUCAAUCCCGAGGUGAUGUUUGUCAAUCCAAUUUCAAUAGAGCAACCAAAAGGGCCGAGUUUUACGGUAGAAGAUGAGCACCUGGUCAAAUGGGCUAACUGGGAAUUUCAUCUUAAACCCGAUCCUAGAGCUGGUGUGAUAAUUUCUCGGGCUAAGAUCCGGGACCCAGAUAGUGGGGAGAUGAGGAAUGUGAUGUAUAAAGGGUAUACUAGUGAGUUGUUUGUGCCUUACAUGGACCCCACUGAUGCAUGGUAUUUUAAGACGUAUAUGGAUGCGGGUGAAUAUGGGUUUGGGUUGCAGGCCAUGCCACUUGACCCACUUAAUGAUUGUCCUAGGAAUGCUUAUUACAUGGAUGGUGUGUUUGCCGCUGGCGAUGGAACUCCAUAUGUCCGAUCACAUAUGGUUUGUGUGUUCGAGAGUUACGCAGGUGAUAUUGGAUGGCGGCACUCGGAGAGUCCAAUUACGGGUAUGGAGCUGUCGACUUUAUUUUUUUUCUUCCCUCUCCCGUUUGUCGUUUGUUUUAUGUUGUUUUGGCAGAUUAGAGAAGUUAGACCGAAGGUGACGCUAGUGGUUAGAAUGGCAGCAUCGGUUGCGAACUAUGAUUAUAUAGUUGAUUGGGAGUUCCAAACUGAUGGGCUAAUCAGAAUCAAGGUUGGACUUAGUGGUAUUUUGAUGGUGAAAGGCACCUCAUACGUGAACACGAACCAAGUUCCGGGUCAACAAAAUCUCUAUGGCACCCUAUUGUCAGAAAACGUAAUCGGCGUUAUACAUGACCACUACAUCACAUUUUACCUUGACAUGGACAUAGAUGGCUCUGAUAAUUCCUUUGUAAAUGUAAACAUUCAAAAGCAACGGACCUCACCUGGAGAAUCACCGAGGAGGAGCUACUUAAAAGCUAUAAGAAAUGUGGCAAAGACAGAAAAGGAUGCACAGAUUCAGCUUAAGCUUUAUGACCCAUCCGAGUUCCACGUGGUUAACCCGAUGAAAAGGACUCGGGUUGGAAACCCCGUUGGGUACAAGUUGGUUCCCGGUGGCACGGCUGCUAGCUUGCUAGAUCAUGACGAUCCUCCCCAAAAACGUGGUGCAUUUACAAAUAACCAAAUAUGGGUCACUCCAUAUAACCAGAGCGAGCAAUGGGCUGGUGGGUUAUUUGUUUACCAGAGUCAAGGUGAAGACACUCUUGCAGUGUGGUCUGAGAGGGAUCGUCCAAUUGAGAACAAGGACAUUGUAUUGUGGUACACAUUAGGCUUCCAUCACGUACCGUGCCAAGAGGACUUCCCUAUCAUGCCAACCGUAUCAUCGAGUUUUGAUCUGAAGCCCGUCAAUUUCUUUGAGAGCAACCCAAUUCUCCGUAUCCCACCUAACGUUGAAAAAGAUUUGCCUGUUUGCAAGCCUGCUGCUUCGGCUUGAACAGCUAAUUGCAGCUCUUCUAUCUGCAUAUAUAUGCAGUAGCAGAGUAAAAACCUUGAGAUCAAUAAUGUAGAUGAAUGCUUCAGAAUAACACGCAAAAAAAGAAGAAGAAAAAAAGAGAGACGGCGAUGGAUUAAGCACUGUUUUAUGACCACUUUAUGGUUACGAUCGAGGCUAGGUCAGAUGGUACUGCACAAAACACUAGGCAUUGUGGCAUUUUCUGUGUAGCAAUUUUAAUGUGCACUCUUUUAUGAAUCAA